Messenger RNA from Haliotis rufescens (red abalone), 2280 nucleotides. Its product is annotated as jupiter microtubule associated homolog 1-like. Bases 163 to 708 code for a protein of 181 amino acids. The record is from RefSeq and is a predicted model, not a curated record. The transcript has 4 exons. Gene Ontology annotation, cellular component: nucleus. Lineage: Eukaryota; Metazoa; Mollusca; Gastropoda; Lepetellida; Haliotidae.
AUCAGACGGAAUGUAAUGACAUCACACAGGUGUGCGUGAAAUUCGAAAGGUUGGUGAGCGAGACAGUCGUCAAGCUGGUUGUGUGUUACUUUGAGGGAGGUUUCAGCAGAAGAAAUAUUGAGUAGGACAUUAGCGACAGCGAAUUCUACAUUCCACGUCAAAAUGACCACGACAUCGAACAUGUGCGGGCUGAAAGAAGACGAAAAGCCAUCAUCGAGAGUGCUGAGACCCCCAGGUGGUGCGUCCAGCGACAUCUUCGGGACAAGUACUGCUCCUACAAGUGCUCCACGACAGCAGAACCAGAGGAACGGAUCCAACAUCUUCGGCGGGCCCGAGGAACCUUCUCCAUCGCGUGCCCAAGCCAACAAUAGCUCUCAGUCCAAUUUGUUUGGAAUGGAGCCACAUGUUCUGGCAGGGAAAGGCCGCAAUCAGAGUAGGGGCAAGUUCAACCCCAUCACUGGAGAACCUUACGAGGAUGCUGUAUCCCCCGCUGCAGCCCCAGCAGCUCCUGUUGUGAAGCAGCAGCAGGAGCAGCAGCCACAGCCACAGCAACCGCAACAGACGGCCAGCCCCUCAGCUGCUGCAUCAGACCAAAGUGGCCAGGGUGACGCCAGCCUCCAGGCCGGAGAGGGCAAGGCACAGCCCGGGGUGCACACCUCCUCCCGAGUCCUCAACCCCCCUGGGGGUGUGGCCCACAAACUGUGGUGAACUCAUGUUUGGACUUCCGGCCCGCUUGGUGCAUAUAGCUUGGUCACUUGAGCUGGCUGCUUCCUGAAGGAGCCCUAUCGUUGACAUGGAUGUAUCAUUCUCCACACAACAACUGAAGCCACAACUCCAAGUCAGGAUACCAGCUCAGUUCGUGUUGGUUUCUGUUGAGUUUGAGAAAAUAGCUUGUAUAUUAUGAUUUCUGUUACUGUUCUUUCAUACCUGGAUUUUUAUGAAUAUUGACAUAUACACAUGCUUUGCUCUUUGAGUUUGGAUAAACUGUAUUUACUGUGGGUUUGGAUCAAAUCAGCAAAGCUUCUGUAAACAUUUCUUUGUAUGCUUAUUUGAUGGUUUCAAGUCAGCGCCUCAUCUGGCAGCACUGCCAACUGUUCUAAUAUUUUCAUUUAAAUGUUUAAAUUGUAAGUUCUUGCCACCAGCAUUUUCCAUGUGAAAUUACAAUUACGUCUUCUCAUCGGAAACGCUUUCAGUGUUCAUUGACUUUGAGUGCAUCCAUGUUUGACAGUGGCGUUUAAACAUGAAGGGAGGUAGUUUGAAUACUCAACUACAAGCAGGGUCUGCUCAGGCUUCCAUACAAACUAUUUGCACGUUUUUGCCAAAAGGGAUCAAUUUUUGUACCCAUUUAGUUCCUAAAUGUUUCUAACCAAUAUUAGGUAACUAGAUAGUUUCGGUAUUAGGGCUGCUAUUAUUUGACAAAACCUGCAGUCUCAAGGUAUAGGGAGUUUGUAAUGUCGUUAUUUUGAUUUCAUUUGUUCCAUACAUUUUAAAUCAAAUGAUAAACUAUUGGAUGUGGUGUUUGAGCCACAAAUGUGAAUAUGAUGAAUUGUAAAUAACCCACAAAAAGUUUUUACCUCAAACGCACAGUUUGAUAUAUUUGCUGUUCACCCAUAAGUCAUUUCUGUGUGCCUGUUCACAAUUUCAAACAAUAUUCUGACGAUUAUUGCUGGUUGAGUCGCCAUGACAAGGUCCACAGUUGGUUUACAACAAAGUGAUGUGGGUGAAUUUCGUUUCAUUCGUUGAUUAUAUUGUACAGUUACGCUUACUGUAAACUGAAUGUUGAUGGUAGAAUCCAUUAAUGCCGUUCUAUGUGACAAGCAUGGCAUUGUAGACUGUCUCGCACGUUGUGCAAUAUGACCUGUGUUACUCAUCUUAAAUCUGCAUUUAACAUCAAAGUACACAAGACAACUAAGUUCGAUCUCUGAAAGUGCAUUCCUCUUGAUUUUUCCUGAUCUGAAUUGACCAUCUAUUUCUCACCUGCUGUCGACCAUCAUGUCACUAUUUUCUGUAAUUUUUAUGCAUACAUCAUAUAUUUAUUUAGCCAUUGUAAAAUAGGAGAUGUCAAUGAUACAAUGGCAUUGUUAUGAAAUAUUUUCUGUCAAGUGCUGUUUUCUUGUCUCUUCACGAUGAUAUGGUUCAGGUAUGUAAACUUGGAUUUGCCCAUGCUUUCUGUCGAGAGAGCCAGCUCCCUCUGGAGACGGGGCAGCCCACUGACAGUUGUCUGCCCUUGACUGGUCUCUACUUUGCUGUCCUCAAUAAACCUAUUCAUCUUACAGCAUA